GUAAAUGUUUGGAAACAAAUACCGGUAUCAGCAACCUACCGGAAUAAUUUAGAUUGCGGUUUGCCCAAGUUUCUGAAAAACAUGAUACCUCAGCAUUGCCUACGGCUGUUUCGACAGACAGCUUUCCUCCGAAGAACAUCUCGAAGUUUUUCUUCUCCCUCCGACACAAUUCGAACGCAGUACAGCAACGUAGACCAGCGUGAAGUGGAAAACCUUUCGAAACAAUCAACCGAAUGGUGGGAUCCGAAUGGUCCCAUUCGGGGACUGCACGCCAUGAACGCCCUCCGUGUCCCGCUCAUCCGUGACGGGUUGAUUGCCACGGGGGUGGUGGAACGUGAUCGAAUUCAAAAACCGGACGUUCUCAGGAAUGUGAAUAUUCUUGAAGUAGGCUGCGGUGGAGGCAUACUUACGGAAGUGCUUGCCCGACUCCAGGCGAAUGUUGUUGGCAUCGAUCCGAGCGAGAAGUUGAUCGGUGUGGCUAGAGAUCAUGCCAAAGAGAACCGCUCGUUGAAGCAAGACCUUAUUCAAUACCACGUAGAAACGGUCGAACAACAUGCAGCCAAGAAUUACGAACGAUACGACGCCGUGGUGUCGUCAGAGGUAUUAGAACACGUUAACGACAAGGUUGCUUUCAUCGAGCAGUGUCUAAGCAACCUCAAGCCGGGAGGAUCAUUUUUCAUCACCACCAUCAGUAAAACGACGCCCUCGUGGUUGGGUGCUAUUGUUGCGGCAGAACAAAUUUUUAAGCUUGUGCCAGAAGGCACACACGAUUGGGAUAAGUUUAUAUCACCCCUUGAUCUACAGAGAAUUCUUACCAGUUACAACUGCAACACUAUCCUAGUGCAUGGAAUGUUUUAUCAGUUUUGGUCGAAUCGGUGGUGCUGGACACAAAAUACUGACAUAAACUACGCUAUUCAAGCUGUUAAAAUUAAAGAAGCAUAAAUUUUAAACUGUUUUAUGUAAGGUUUUCGACUUAAAGCAACGAUAUGUAAUAUAAUAAAAUAUUAAAUAACAACAUAGCUAAA
Molecule: messenger RNA, 1025 nt
Organism: Anopheles coustani
Lineage: Eukaryota; Metazoa; Arthropoda; Insecta; Diptera; Culicidae
Product: ubiquinone biosynthesis O-methyltransferase-like
Exons: 2
Coding region: 82-942 (286 amino acids)
Biological process (GO): ubiquinone biosynthetic process
Molecular function (GO): 2-methoxy-6-polyprenyl-1,4-benzoquinol methyltransferase activity
Source: RefSeq, a predicted model, not a curated record